AUGGCAGUGGCACCUGCUCUUAUUGUCGUAGAUGUGCAAUACGACUUCCUGCCAGGCGGAUCGCUUGGAGUUACAGACGGCGAUCAUGUCCUACAUGCCAUUAACCAUUUACUUAGUGGAAAGUGGAGUUAUGUUGCUGCGAGUCAAGAUUAUCAUCCAACAGGACACGUCUCCUUCGCAAGCACGCACAAUAAAGAGUUGUUCUCACAAAUUGAUGUAGUCUAUCCGUAUGCAACCGAAGGCGUUCCGUCAAUGAUUCCUCAAGUAAUGUGGCCAGAUCAUUGCGUUCAAGGAACCCGCGGAGCCGAGAUUGAAGAAAGCAUACUCGAGUCUUUACAACCAUGGUUUAACUCCGACAGGGGCCAGGUCUUCCAAAAAGGAACGGACCCGCUCGUCGAGCAAUACUCAGCAUUCGCGUGCAACCGCGGUGUUUCACCCGCUUCCACUCACCUCACUUCCGAAUUUCGUAAACGUGGGAUUAACACCCUUUUCGUCGUCGGCCUCGCGACGGAUUAUUGCGUCCGUGCAACAGCUCUGGAUGCUAGAAAGGCUGGAUUUGGUGUGAAGAUUAUUGGGGAUGCCGUUCGAGCUGUUGGAGGAGACGACGCAACACGGAGAGUUGAAGCAGAGUGUAAAGAGACUGGAAUUGAAUUUGUUGGAAUUGGCGAUGAGGUGGUCAAAGAGUGGCUGGAGUGAAACAACCUCGACCAAAGCAAAAGCUCUCCUAUUCAGCUGGUGACUUGCAUAGUGGAACUUACUAGGAUUAUUCAUUCCCAG
Molecule: messenger RNA, 777 nt
Organism: Fomitiporia mediterranea MF3/22
Lineage: Eukaryota; Fungi; Basidiomycota; Agaricomycetes; Hymenochaetales; Hymenochaetaceae
Product: Isochorismatase hydrolase
Exons: 6
Coding region: 1-696 (231 amino acids)
Source: RefSeq, a predicted model, not a curated record